Rhodotorula graminis WP1 is the source of this 2246-nucleotide messenger RNA. RefSeq lists its product as uncharacterized. The coding region runs from base 376 to 2178 and encodes 600 amino acids. The transcript is spliced from 5 exons. The record is from RefSeq and is a predicted model, not a curated record. NCBI's taxonomy places the organism in Eukaryota, Fungi, Basidiomycota, Microbotryomycetes, Sporidiobolales, Sporidiobolaceae.
GCCGCCGCCCUCCUCCCUCCGCCGCCCAACCCGCUCGACUCGACGGUUCCGGGCUCGUCGCCGCUCUCGUCCCUCCACGACGGCGAGUCGUCGUUCGCCCACCCGCCCAUCCUCAACGCCGUCCUGUCGCUCUCGGCCUGCGGGCUGAUCAACAACGGCGAGCCGUGGCGCCAGCUACUCGAGCGCUACGACGACGAGUGGUACGACGACGACGGGCCGACCGAGCAGCACGAGCACUACAAGUACGAGCUGCGCGCCCAGCUCCUGCCAGGCUUCAUCAUCAUCCUCGAUGACGUCCUUCGCUGGUGCGGCGGGCCCCUCAAACGCCUCCUCCACUACCGCAAGACGUCGAAAUACCCGACCAAGAAGGUCGGCAUGUCCAAGGAGUACCUCGCGUUCGGCAAGAAGAUGAUCAACCUCACGUACCGCGCUCUUGCCGUCGACAACAUCCAGGUCGUCGUCGUCGACGCCUGCGGCAAGGACCCGCAAGUUGCGACCCGCACGAGCUUCUACGGUCGCCUCAACUGCGGCAGCAGCUCGUUCCUCACGCGCAACCUGUUCGGUCGGCGCGUCCACGUCAACCUGCGCGAGCACUCGACGAUCGCCCUCCGCACGCGCUCGCCAUGGCUGCGCGGCCUCAUCUUCAUCCGCGACGUCUCGACCAUCCUCGCCGAGAGCGAGGACUUCAUCGGGCCAGUCGACGAGACGCUCGGCUCCAUGACGCCCAAGUCGGUCCUCGAGCACCUCAAGCGCGAGUACCGCGAGUACAACGAGUUCCCGCACGCCAACCGCUUCGAGCGGCUCAUCCCGUUCGACGACCUCAUCGCGCGCAUCGGCGGCGAGCCGUCGACUUUCGCGCAGGCGCGCGACCGCGCCCACAUCGUCAUCGCGUCGCUCUCGCAGUCGGGCCGCAAGUGGCAGAUCGGCGCCGGCUCGACGCCCGUCAAGUCGUCCGGGCCCGAGGGCGGCAGCAUCUUCAACCUCCUCACCCGCCGCUGCACCGAGGAGUCGGACGGCGUGCCGGUCAUGUGGGCGUCGCUCGACUCGACGACGCAGUCGAGCCUCAUCUACUACGCCGCGGUCGACUUUGACGGCCCGCCGCCACCGGGCACGGUCGUGAGCCCCAAGCAGCUCAUGUCCAAGUACUCGUUGGGCAUCCACGCCCGCCGUGUCGCACGCCUCGAGGCCGAGUCGAUCACGGUCAAGGUCAAUCCGCACGCGCUCGCCCGGGCCGAGAACAUCUUCGCCCUCCAGAACCGCGGCGACAACAUGGUCCGGCUCGACUCGCUCAACGUCCAGCUCGCGGCGUGCGUCACGGCCGACAUCUGGCACAUGUACGCCGGCGGCUCGAACGAGACGGCGACCUCGAGCGACACCUACGAGUCGCGCGGUCAGCACAAGCGCGUCCACGGAAACACAAUCCUCCUCCAGUUCUUCCGCCGCUCGCUUCCGCCGCACCUCCACCUGCGUAGCGUCGCACACGGUGAAAAGGCGACGCUCCUCAAGAGGCUCCGGCAAAAGUCGACCAUGCUCCAGCCGUACGGGAUGAGCAUCGGCAAGUACCUCGGCAAGAACGGGUACGAGAUGGGCUUCACCAACGACCUCGAGGGCAAGUUCCAGGGCAACCCGCACCAGGCGCAACUCGCGCGCCGCAUCUACGAGGAGGUGCUCGGCGAGAUGGAGCGCAACGAGUGGCCGUGCGAGGCCCUCGUCAACUCGGUCACGCCGGCGAGCCACGACGUCGCUCGCGCGCGCGUCAUGUUGUUCGCGGCCGGCAUCGUCCAGGUCCGCCUUCCUCCCGUCGACCCGUCCGACUCGAGCGCCAUGUCCGUCUCGUCCGUCGGGACCGACUCGACCCUCUCGUCCGUCGACGAGGACGAGGUCGGCGCCGCUGUCGACGUCGAGCGCAACGACAGCCCGCUCGGGCGCUGGCUGCGCACGCGCCCGGCGGUCACCGACGAGGAGGAGGGCGAGGAGGAGGGCGAGGAGGACGGCUACGAGGGUCAGGACGAGGGCGGUGGCGGGACCGACAUCGAGCACGAGGUCGACGACGACGAGAUCGCCGAUGACGAGGCGGAGGAGGACGAGGCGGAGGAGGACGAGGCGGAGGAGGACUCGGACGAGUCGUGGGAGGGAUUCGUCGCGGAAUUCUCGGAGGCGUCGGACGAGGAGCAGUAGCUUCCCUUCCUCGCCUUCCGCUUGUGGAGCCCCUUUAGCGUCUUUCUGUAACUCCUUCUCGGUGAUUU